Fundulus heteroclitus (mummichog) is the source of this 1293-nucleotide messenger RNA. It is a transcript of the gene anxa4, whose product is annotated as annexin A4. The record is from RefSeq and is a predicted model, not a curated record. Gene Ontology annotation, cellular component: cytoplasm. The coding region runs from base 182 to 1138 and encodes 318 amino acids. Gene Ontology annotation, molecular function: calcium ion binding; calcium-dependent phospholipid binding. The transcript is spliced from 13 exons. NCBI's taxonomy places the organism in Eukaryota, Metazoa, Chordata, Actinopteri, Cyprinodontiformes, Fundulidae.
GCGGACUAUGACGUGCACGCGUAAACAGUUAAAGUGGGUGGUCCGUGAGCAGAGCUGUGGUUAAAAUCUACUGCUUGUCGGUAUUUACUCUUUAUAUCUUCCUGUCGGGCUCCAGGUGGACAACACUGUCAUCAGAACAGCUCUCCAGACCUUCAGAUCAGAACUACACCCUCAUUCAACAAUGGCCGCAACCCGUGGAACUGUGACCGCAGCAGCUGGUUUUGAUGCCGAAGCCGAUGCCCAGAAGCUGAGAGGAGCCAUGAAGGGAGCUGGGACGGACGAGGCGGCUAUCAUCGACGUCCUGGCGCACCGUACGGUCGCUCAGAGGCAGCGCAUCAAGGAGACCUACAAACAAACUGUGGGGAAGGAGCUGGCUGAUGAUCUGUCCUCAGAGCUGAGUGGGAACUUCAGGAGUGUCGUUCUGGGUCUGCUGAUGUUGCCGCCCGUCUAUGAUGCCUACGAGCUGAGAAAUGCAAUGAAGGGGGCUGGAACAGAAGAGGCUUGCCUUAUUGAUAUUCUGGCUUCAAGAACCAACGAUGAAAUAAACACCAUCAAUGCAGUCUAUAAGAAAGAAUAUGGGAACACCCUGGAGGAAGAUGUGUCUGGGGACACUUCUGGGAUGUUUAAAAGGGUUUUGGUCUCUUUGCUCACGGCUGGACGAGACGAAAGCAACAAAGUGGAUGACGCCCUGGCUGUUCAAGAUGCAAAGGACAUCUAUGAGGCUGGAGAGGCUCGUUGGGGCACUGAUGAGGUGAAAUUCCUCACAGUGCUGUGUGUUAGGAACAGAAACCAUCUGCUGAAAGUGUUUGAAGAGUAUAAAAAGAUUUCUGGGAGAGACAUCGAGGAUAGCAUCAAGAGGGAGAUGUCGGGCACCUUGGAGGACGUCUUUCUUGCCAUAGUGAAAUGCAUGAAGAACAAGCAAGCAUUCUUUGCUGAACGACUAUACAAGUCAAUGAAGGGGCUGGGCACCACAGACAGCGUCCUCAUCAGAAUAAUGGUCUCCAGGGCUGAAAUUGACAUGGUCGACAUUAAGGCGCAGUUCCUGAAGAUGUAUGGGAAGACUCUAUACUCCUUCAUCAAGGGAGAUACCUCAGGCGACUAUCGUAAAAUCCUGCUGGAGCUUUGCGGAGGUGAAUAGGAACAACCUCAGAGGAACAUCCAGCCCUGUUUCUUCAGACCACAUCAUGUUUUUUUAUGUUGUCUUCUUCUCUGCCUUUCUCAUUUUGCUAAUUAACACGGUGCCUUGUUUCACUGUUUCUGAUACCAAUUAAACCAAAGACCAGUGAACUUUUA